AGGGUCCGCCGACGACUUGGCAGGUUCGUCCCGGACCGAUCAUUUCAGGUAGUGCCGUUCGCGAGAUAACACGUGCAUUUAGCGUUCGUGCACCGAAGUGAUCAUGUGAACAGUUUGAGUUGAGUCGAGUGUUGAACAGAGCUAAAUUCCCAAAAAAAAGACAUUCAAAGUGAGUGUUGUUGCAAACCAUGCCAAAAACCGUUCCAAAGAGUUCCAACGAUGACCACCAGUACCGGAACCUCGCAAGUGUCCCACGGGGAGGUGGCACGUUGAACGCCAAGCGUAAGCACAGUGAGCUGCAACCAAAUGGCGAAGCGCCGGAGACUUCGCGUAAGCGACCAAAUUGUAACGAACCGUCAGACCAAAGACCAAACCGAAGAGUGACCCCAAGCGGUGACCAAAGACCGGCAGCGCCCGUCAGACCUCCCGUAGUCAACGAAGGUGCCGACGAAGACCGUGCCAGGUCCAACUACCUGGUGGAGGCCCUUCGCCGUAUCCAGGAGCUGCAGGACGAGAUCGAGUUUCUGGAGAACGACCCGUACGCGGAGGAUGCCGACUCGGAGGACGAGUCCGACGAGUACUACGGCCAGGACCACGCCGGGGCGUCCGUAAUCGUUGGGCAUCAGGCGGAGGCGCUGGGAUUUGCCGUGUGUGCUCGCGAGACGAUGGCCUUCCUGGAGCGUGAGGGAGUCCCGCGGGAUGCGCCCAUGAUGGUAAAUCUGCGGGCACGACUCAUCGGCGAGCGGAAUUAGGGGAGGAGAGUUUCCUUGUAGCAGCUAGCAUAGAUUGCUACUUGGGUUGAAGUCUAGUCAUGGCAUUAGUGUUAAGUAAGUGCAGUACCUGUGAAGGCCGUGAGUUUUUGCAGCGAAAGUCUAGUCAGAACCGUUUAGCUUUGUAAGGAACCAAAGUUUUGAAUAUCUAAGCCAAAUAAUACGUUUAAGAAACUUUC
This is a messenger RNA of Culex quinquefasciatus (southern house mosquito), 949 nucleotides long. RefSeq lists its product as uncharacterized. The record is from RefSeq and is a predicted model, not a curated record. The transcript has a single exon. Bases 189 to 752 code for a protein of 187 amino acids. NCBI's taxonomy places the organism in Eukaryota, Metazoa, Arthropoda, Insecta, Diptera, Culicidae.